This is a messenger RNA of Marchantia polymorpha subsp. ruderalis, 2130 nucleotides long. NCBI's taxonomy places the organism in Eukaryota, Viridiplantae, Streptophyta, Marchantiopsida, Marchantiales, Marchantiaceae. The record is from the annotation of a GenBank genome assembly.
GCAUUCACCUCAGCCGACUCAGGAAAAGGGCUUCUUCCCCUGACGCUCUCUACAACCGCGACUCCAAUGUCGAGUACGCCGAGCACGCCGAGGAGGCCCAGCUCCUGCGCCAUCGACACACACUCCCUCCUCGAAGCCCAUGCCCUUGCAAACGAGCCCUUCCUCCCCCUCGUCGAUCCCCGCCUUCUCUCCCCAGCUCGCUCACUCGCUGCUGAGCCCUAAAAAGCCGAGCCCCCUCGAGCCCGCCCAAAUCGAACGCUCCAUCGCCCCGCUGCAACGUGCGUCACCUCCGACGCCAACGGUCGUCGACUCGUCGUCUUCUUGAGCUCGAGGAGCGUUACGCUUACGCUCGAGAGGGCAGCGGGGCGCGGGAGGACCGAACGGUGGACGGGCGCGGAGGGGAGGAGUGUAGAAUCGGCGCGGGGGGAGGGGGCGCGGGAGGGCUGAACGGUCGACGGAGCUAUGGCGACGGAGGCGAGGCUGAUGCUGCACGUCCUGCGAGGGGACUUCGAGGUGCCGGUGGCGCGGGCGGGCGCGGGAGCGGGGGAUGGCGCGGAGAUGGACGAACGGGUGUGGAGCGGGCUGCCCAAGGACGUGCUGGGGAAGGUGCUGCAGAAGCUGCCCUACGCCGUGAAGGUGCGCUUCCGCGCCGUGUCGAGGGCCUGGCGCAAUGAUCUGCUGUCGGACUCGGCGCUGCGCUCUAGCGCCUCGGCCUCGGCCUCGGGCGCGCGCCCGAUCUGCGCCCUGGAGUUCGUCGACGCCGACCGCGAGGCCUCGUUGCGCUGCGAGCUGCCGCGGCGCGUGUGCGACCUGGAGCUGUCGUUCCUGCCGCCCGAGUGCUCGCGCUGGAGCUCGACCGAUUUCUUCGUGCAGCAGGGCCUCGUCGGGGUGCUCCUGCCGGCGCCCGAUCCCGAUCGGCGGCCGCAGGUGAGCUCGUUGGCCAUCUGCCUGCUCAACCCCAUGACGAGAACGUGGCGCAAGCUUCCCGAGCUCAGCUUCGCCGAUCCGCGGAAGGUGUGGGAUCUGUGGAACGAAGGCCAGCAGUGGCGCAUCAAGCUCGAGGUCGACCGCCGAUGCUCUUCGACGAGCGACUUGCGCAUCGAGCUCGUGCUCCUCCUGCCGGGCUCGAUCUGGGAGGAAUUCGGCGCCGUGAAUAUGUCCGUCUCGGCCGUGUGUAUGUACUCGUCCUCCACCGACGAGUGGACCGUCACCAAGUGCGUCGACGACCACGCCUUCCGAUCAUUCCCUCGCGCGCUCUGCAAUGGAUUGAUCUACACUCUGAACUACCACCAGUGGCUGACGACGCACAGCCUGAGCGAUGGGCGGCUGCGGGGGGCGUUCGAUUUGCAGACUCUGCAGAGCUCUCCUGGCGAGCUUUCGAGCAGCAGGCCCUUCCUUGUGGAGCAUCACGGCGACGUGCUGUGCGUGCAGGAGUUGUGCCGGGUUUCGGCCAGCCCCACGUUCGGAAUCUGGAAGCUGAAUCCGAUCACCAUGCGAUGGAGCGAGCUCUCGAUGCUGCCCAAGGCGGUGCUGGAUCGCUUCGUCGCCCAAAUGCACUGCUCCCAAAACAACGAGUACGGGCUCAGCAGCGUCAAGACCGUGGGCGAGUUCGUGUGUCUCAGCGUGUACAGCAGAGUCAUCAUGCCUCCCGAUUCGGCCCCCGUUCUCGUUCACCUACUCGUGUGCCAUAUCCCGACUCGUCGGUGGCGCUUGGGUUUCAACAAUUUGCUGCACUUGAGAUCGCAGAGCAGAUUCGAGCUUUUCGAACCGCGCUUGGACAUUUUUCUUUAAGGAUUCCCGGUGGGCGACAAUCUCGCAUGGAUAGAAUCCGAGGGUGAAAGUUCAGCUCAGACGUAUUCACUGUCAUCGUUUCGCUUCGUGCCGCUCGAGCAUCGAUGUGGAAGGGAAUGGCUUUGCAACUCCGGGUGCAUCGUGGCGUUUGACACGGAGGGAUCUGGAAGAAGGUUGGGCGUAGAUGGUGGAAGCGCAGGGACUAGCAGGGUUUUGUCAGUGUUUCUUGAGAGUGUAUGGAUCGGGUUGGGUGUCCGUCCAGGCCUGAACGGAGGCGGAUUGUGUGCCAGUCUUUGUACAGUACGAAUUUGACGAGUCUACCUCUGCGAUUUCCUGCCC